AUGGUGGCAACUGCAGUUACAGGCAUUGCUACUCCAUUGAAAUUCCCAUUAUUUUCAGGGUUUCAGAGGUCGAGUCGGAGCUUGCAGCUGAGAAUGAGUCAGAAAGCUGGUCAUGGUGUAAUAACUGGCAAACUCGAACUAAGACCUCCACCAUACCCACUGGAUGCUUUGGAGCCUCAUAUGAGCCGUUCAACAUUUGAAUACCAUUGGGGAAAGCAUCACAGGGCUUAUGUAGACAACCUCAACAAGCAAAUAGCCGGAACAGAACUAACCGGAAAGACAUUAGAAGAUGUAAUCGUUGCUACAUAUAACAGCGGAAAUCUCCUUCCACCCUUUAACAAUGCUGCUCAGGUCUGGAAUCACGAUUUCUUCUGGGAGUCGAUGAAACCAGGUGGUGGAGGAAAACCAUCUGGAGAACUUUUAGAUUUAAUCAACAGGGACUUUGGUUCUUUUGAAGAAUUUGCCAAAGAGUUCAAGACAGCUGCAGCAACACAAUUUGGUUCUGGUUGGGCGUGGCUCGUGUACAAGGACGAGGACAAAAAGCUUGCUGUGGUGCAGAGUCCUAAUGCUGUGAAUCCUCUUGUCUGGGAUUACGUUCCGCUACUUACAGUAGACGUUUGGGAGCACGCUUACUACCUCGACUAUCAGAACCGGAGGCCGGAUUAUUUAUCUAUCUUCAUGGAGAAUCUUGUUUCUUGGGACGCAGUCACUUCGAGGCUUGAAUCUGUCAAGGCUGGUUCCGCGUAG
This is a messenger RNA of Fraxinus pennsylvanica, 747 nucleotides long. Lineage: Eukaryota; Viridiplantae; Streptophyta; Magnoliopsida; Lamiales; Oleaceae. The record is from the annotation of a GenBank genome assembly.